This is a messenger RNA of Daphnia magna, 3241 nucleotides long. Its product is annotated as PDZ domain-containing protein 8. The transcript is spliced from 14 exons. Lineage: Eukaryota; Metazoa; Arthropoda; Branchiopoda; Diplostraca; Daphniidae. The record is from RefSeq and is a predicted model, not a curated record. Gene Ontology annotation, molecular function: lipid binding; protein binding. Gene Ontology annotation, cellular component: mitochondria-associated endoplasmic reticulum membrane contact site. Gene Ontology annotation, biological process: mitochondrial calcium ion homeostasis. Bases 262 to 3132 code for a protein of 956 amino acids.
UUUCUACGACACGGUUCAGUGACGUCAUGGCGCAUGCGCAGCCACGUACAAUCGGUUGUGUUGUCGUCUGCUAGUACUCGGUUGGCGCUGGCCUCAAUUUAGUCUAGUUGCAGCAACGAUUCCAGUCGCGCUGUCAAAAGUUUUGUGCGCCAUGCCAUCAAGCAAACUUGGUCUUCCCGACUGAUUGUUUGCUUUUUUUUGGUUACCUGAGGUGCUAAUUACCGACUGGUGCUCUGUGUUUUACAUCAGGAAAAGUGAAAUAUGCUAAUUUGGCUCAUAUCCACUGCCGCCGUUUGCAUUUUGCUCGGUGCAAUUCUAACUCUGUGGGUCGAGUGGCACCUAUUUUCACAGCCAGUCCGGUCUCAUCGACUUUCCCAUGAUGAUGACGAAACACGGAUUGAGGCUGACAAUCCCAUUGAGCUCCCAGAGGAAUUAUUAGCGGAACUGGAGGCACUUGUCGAUCGGUCAAGCAGCGCCGAUUCCGUCGGUUCGUGCAAUAAAGAUGAAACGCUGUUGGCUAUCAACUUGCUCGUGCAAUUCUUUUUCCGCGAACUACGAUCCCAAGGGCCAGUCCGCCGCUUUCUUCUUCGUCGGAUCAAUCAAGAAAUGGAAGAAGUCCUCACCAGAGGAGCAGUUAGCAAAAUCAUCAAAGGUCUCAAGAUUUACGACGUUGAAAUGGGGUCAAGAGCACCGUCCAUUCAUCAAAUCGGUGUCCACAGGGUCGGUAUGGAUGAUGACCGAAAACAAAUGGAGUCGGUGGAUUUCGAUCUCACCAUUGACUAUAGCGGAGGACUGGGUAUAGCGAUCGAUGUAGCCUUGGCCUACGGCAAAUCCGCUUUUCUUUCAGCUAAAGUGUCUCGUCUAAAAGGCCAAGUCAGAUUAAGUUUCUCACGGAGACCGUAUUCACACUGGUCUGUGGCUUUUGCGAUGCCACCGCAGCUGGAUGUUGAUGUGACAUCCAGGGUUCAAGGAAGAUCUUUUAGCCACGUGACAAGCCUGGUCUCAUCACAGAUUCAUAAAUGGAUUCAAAGGAAAUACACCCUACCCUCUAGCCGAAUGCGUCAUCGACCGUUUUUCCCACAUCCGAACCAGCUCCUCCUUCCCACAAGCUCCUCACAAACUCCUCCGCCUCCCACGACUUCACCGAUUCGUAGAGGCUCCCUAGAAGUCACUGUAUUGGAUAUAGCCCGUCUGAAUCCUUUGCUCCAAGGGGAAGGAGUUUACUGUACCAUGGCGCUAGACAACAGUCCCUGGCUCAAUGCUUCCCCGUCGGAGACAGAAGGGAGAGUAGUCCUUGACAUCCGCAUGAUUCGACGCCUACAUCAGUCUCUAGGAAUUCAAUUUCAACAGCAAUCGUCCUCACCAGAAUCUUCACCGUUAGAAGAAACUGGUAAAGAGUGGAAACCGGCCAAUCAUGGAGCACCAGUGUUUGAAAUAGAAUCUGAUUCUGCGGCUGAAGACGCAGGACUCAAAAUCGGCGAUAUUAUCUUGCAAGUUGAUGAGACUACCGUCCUCUCAGGCGAAGACGUCAUCAAAGCUGUUCACAAAUCCAGUGAUCUCUUUGUCAUUCUCCGGGUUGAUCGACUACUCGCACGUAGGAGAGGAUCCAUGAUGCGCUACGAUACGACGCCGUCAAUGACUUUCGAUGGUUUUGACGAAAGAUCGCUGGCAAAUGCUGCUGUCGCGCCUGUUUGGGAUGAGCCCGGAUCACAUCUUUUCCUACCCGCUAAUAAUCUGCCAUCCAUUAAUAAACUCAAUCAAGCAUUGGAUAUCAAGCGAACUACUACCCGUCCUCUAGAAAAGGUGAUUCAUUUGGGUGACACUUUAAAAUUUCACGUAGCGCCAGCUGGUCAGCACCGCUUCCUAAACUUAUCCAUCUGGUUGACGGGUGUUCCCGCGGUCGACGAGACGACGAUGACCGGCAAGAAUAGCAGCGGCAAGCCUUCAUCAUCGACAACGACUAGCCCGAGUAAAUCGUCCGUUGCCAAGUCCAAUUUGACCAAUUUGUUCAAAAAACAUUCACCGCUUCAUCAAGUGGAAAGCAAAGGAUCUACUGGAACUAAAGAGCAGUCGAAAGACGUUCCAAUUGGCUACGUAAAUAUUAGCCUCCCGGAAGUUGUGGCUGACUGUCAGCUCAAUACACAGGGUCAUCACAUAUCCACCUAUCAGCUCUAUCCGGCGGAUGUCAAGGCGAAUUUAGGCCGCCAGAGUCCGUCAAGCCAUCAGUUGGGUUUUGAUCCACGUCUUUGCUAUGGGGACAUUUCGUUGUCGUUUGUCUAUCGUCCGGAUAAAGAUGACGACUUACCAUCGCCCGACUUGGAUUCGGACAUAGUUGAUGGCAUUCCAUAUCCACUUUCCCCUUUAACUCACCUGACAACACAUCAUCUGCUAUCACCACUUGUUGAAAUGGCACGACCUGCCGUUGACAUUAUGGUCAACGAUUCAAUGCCAAUGCACCAUUUCGUCCUUACGCAAUUUAUUAACGUCCGUCUGUGCGAUUUCUGCCGGAAAAAGAUUUGGUUGAGGGAAGCGUUCAAGUGUGGCAAUUGCGAACUGGUAUGCCACAAGAAAUGUAUCAAGCGUUUUCCUGACCGGAAGUGGUGUGGUAUUGACGAUUUCUUUCUUCCCACCAUGCCGAUCGCGAUAGACACGCCCAAGGUUUCCACUCAUUAUUUAUUAAACAAUAUACAACGAUCGCUUCUGAAGGUCGAUCCGGAAGAAAAUCCGUUUCUGUCUACGGAAGAGGAUGUCGACGAACUUGUGGAACUGGAAUCAGCCGUCGAGCGGUUGCAGUCACGUGAACACGAUGAGUCGCUGAUGCGUCUGGCCAAGGAUUCCGGCAAGGAAAUUUACAGUCAUUUAAACAGUGGCCAGCGCCGAGCCAGAAUCACUUCAAUGCUUCAGAGACUGGAAUCGGCAACCGAAAUGGAAAUCCUCCGUCGCUACGAAUUGGCCGCUCGUUUGGAUCGACCCGAUGGAACUCCCUGGUCCGGCGACGAAAAACAGAAACUGGAGAAAGAAGCGGAAUUGUGCGAAGCAAGGCGACAGGCUCUCGUCCUCCUCCUCCUACAUUAUAGCGCCGGAUUGCAGAAUGUCGAAGAGGCGGAGCGAGAUUCGAAACUUUGUGAUUGAUUCAGUUUGUUUAGUAAAAUUUUUUUUUUUCCUCCUUGAUGCGUACUUGGGCUGUGUUGACGGCCUUACGCGAUCGUCCAAAGAAUUAACCGAUACACAUUCCACCGUU